Molecule: messenger RNA, 969 nt
Organism: Notodromas monacha
Lineage: Eukaryota; Metazoa; Arthropoda; Ostracoda; Podocopida; Cyprididae
Source: the annotation of a GenBank genome assembly
GAAGGACGAUGACAGUUAGUCAGGUUACGAUAGUGAAAACAGUCGAUGAACUAUGGUGAGCUGAGCCCGACUUCAUCGAGUGGCCGCGGUGGUAUGAAAGCAAAACCUAGUGAUCACAAGGGUCUGAGCAGUGACCCUUCUGCUGAGGAAUUGAAAUCUGAAGGUAACAAGCUGUAUCAUGCGCGUAAAUACGACGAAGCGACUCGUUGUUAUUCGAGGGCGAUUCAAAAAAGCCCUAAUGCGCGCGUCUACUUGACGAAUCGCGCUUUAUGCUACAUAAAGCUAAACCGUUGGGAGGACGCAUGUCGAGAUUGUCGCCGGGCGUUGGACAUCGAUUCUACAUCAGUCAAGGCCCAUUUUUUUCUGGGCCAAGCUUUGGUGGAAAUGGAUGUACUGGAAGACGCCAUAAAGCAUCUUCAGCGUGCAAGCGAUCUCGCCCGCGAACAGCAGCUCAAUUUUGGGGACGAUAUCGCGCAUCAACUGCGAGUAGCUCGUCGAAAGAAAUGGAAUGCCAUGGAAGAGAAACGGAUGACAGGAGAAGUGGAACUUCAAGCGUAUUUGAACAGACUUAUCCUGGAAGACAGAGACAAAGAAAUCCAUAGAUUGCGUGGAGACAAAUCGUAUGAUGAAAUUGAUGAUGACGCCGUUGCAUCGAUAGAAAGAGCAGCGGAUUCCAGAACUGCGGAGCUUAACGCUCUCUUCUCGAAGAUGGAUGAACGGCGAAUGAAACGAGAAGUUCCUGAUUAUUUGUGUGGAAAAAUUAGUUUCGAUUUGCUUCGCGAUCCGGUGAUAACUCCUAGUGGUAUCACGUAUGACCGGAAAGACAUCGAAGAGCAUCUGAUGCGUGUUGGACACUUCGAUCCCGUGACUCGAGCCCCGUUGACCCAAGAUCAACUCAUCCCAAACUUAUCGAUGAAAGAGGUCGUGGACGCAUUUUUGAGCGAGAACGAAUGGGCAUUGGACUAUUGA